This is a messenger RNA of Cucurbita pepo subsp. pepo (vegetable marrow), 1507 nucleotides long. The record is from RefSeq and is a predicted model, not a curated record. Lineage: Eukaryota; Viridiplantae; Streptophyta; Magnoliopsida; Cucurbitales; Cucurbitaceae.
AUGGAGUUGAAGCUGGAGAAACCCAUGUCGAAAAAAGCUCUCAACCUCGCCGGAGACGAUGCAGAAAGUGCAAGCACCGAAUGUAAUGUAGCCAAAGUUCCGGAGGUUGCGGGCUGUCGAGGUCAUUUCAGACGAUGGAAAAGGACGGCGCUCUGUUUCCCGGCACGGCGGAGGAAAGGAUGCUUUGCUCAGUUCACCAAAUCUGCAGGCAACACUCACACAAGCGACAGCUACGUCGGGCAGCAUACAACAAAGAUGGCGAACGAUGCGAUCGCAUACAUCAAGAAGUGCUUAGGAGGUGGAGAAGAAGAAGCGCUUGUGUUCUGUGGCCAAGGCGCAACUUCCGCCAUUAAAAGACUGCAAGAAGUGAUGGGAAUUGCAGUGCCAUCCAUUCUGAGAGACAGGGUAAUAGAGACCCUAAAGGAAGAAGAAAGGUGGGUUGUUUUUGUUGGACCUUAUGAGCAUCACUCCAACCUCCUCUCAUGGGGGCAGAGCUUGGCGGAAGUGGUAGAAAUUGGAAUGGAUGAAAAUGGGGUUUUAGACAUUGAGAUGCUCAGAUCCCAACUUGAGGCGUAUAAGAAAGCUGGAAAGAGGCAAAUUUUGGGUUCUUUCUCAGCUUGUAGUAAUGUAACAGGAAUUUAUGUAGAUACAAAAGCUAUUGCUACACUGAUCCAUGAAUAUGGAGGCCAUGUUUGCUUUGAUUUUGCUGCAAGUGGCCCUUAUGUGCAAAUAGAUAUGCAAUCAGGGGAAAUUGAUGGCUAUGAUGCGAUUUUUCUAAGUACUCACAAGUUUCUUGGAGGGCCUGGAUCACCUGGAAUCCUUCUGAUGAACAAAAGUCUCUAUAAGUUGAAGUCAUCUCCUCCAUCAACUUGUGGGGGUGGUACUGUGAACUAUGUCAAUGGCUUCAGUGAAAAGGACACACUGUAUAAUGAAGACAUAGAAGAGAGGGAAAACGGUGGAACACCACAGAUUAUAGGAAUAAUAAGAGCAGCUAUGGCUUUUGAGGUAAAGGAAUAUAUCAGCAACCAUGAGAUAGAGAAGCAAGAGCACCAGUACGUAGAGAGGGCUUUGAAGAGACUUCUCCCAAAUAGAAGCAUCUGCAUUUUAGGGAGCACGUCUUCUAAGCGUCAAGCCAUAUUAUCUUUUAUCGUUUACUCUUCGACUAAUUCGUCGCCCAACUGUAUCACUGAUAGAUUAUGUAAACCUAACAGCAGAGAAAAGGCUGAAAAGAUUUACAUGUGGAAAGAGACAGGGUAUAUGAGAGCAAAACCUCUUCAUGGCUCUUUUGUUGCAGCACUCCUGAGCGAUCUGUUCGGCAUUCAGGCUCGAGGAGGAUGCAGUUGUGCCGGUCCCUAUGGUCACAAGCUGCUCAACAUUGAUGAAAAAUGCUCGCAUGCCUACAGAUCUGCCAUUGCUAAGGUAUCUUUCAAUUUUGCAUUCCAUGAAACAGUGAACUUUGUCCAAACUAAAUCUCUAACAACCUAAUAGGGCUAUGCUGGAAUAAAAC